AGCAACUGACAUCGUGACUGCUGACUAUGACGGUAGAUGAAAGUGAUCGAGGGGAGGAGAGCUAAGAAAAAAAAGUUGAAGGGACCUAUCAUUGCAACACUUGUGCGAUAAUCUCAAAACAACGCUGCAGAUAGAGAGAUCUUGCCCGAGACUUGGGGCUAGAUUUUUCGGCACAUCACUUCAUUGAUAGAUCUCAUGGUGGUGAGACCCUCAUAUUUUUCACUCUCUGGUCUGGAAACGACAUUGUCAUACAUGAAAUCUAUGCGAGCUCAUUUUAACACCAUACAGCAGGACAUGUGGAACUGGAAGACAUUUUUAGUUUUUCAAACUUGCAUUUUAGUUUGCAGUUUCUAUUAGUUUGUCUUGGCGUGGGAUUUAAUCUUAGCCUGUUGAGUCGUCAUUUACGGAUUCUAACGCGCGAAAUAUAUCUGUCUGUGCGAUCUUUUAAUUUACCCUGCGGAUUCCCUAUCGUCUGCUUCAUUAUUACGUAUCCAAUAAUAUCGACAGUCUAGGAAGUUACAAAGUGUUUAAAAUCGGGUAAAUUUGAUCUCGAAUUUAUCCGAUCUCACCGAAAAAGUCGGCUUUUUCUUUGGCUGGCUAUGGAUAUUACGAGCCAUACGGCGGACCCACUUUCUCCGAGGGCUAACGCAUUCAGCAUCGCUUCACUUAUCUCGCCGAGCGACAGGGAAGGCGACGAGGACGAGCUGACCGCCGGGACUGGCGGCGUGGUAUGUCAGGACAGUUCCGUUGCGUCUCUUCAAGCCUUGCACGAGGUACAGAACGGAAACGAUUGGGGAUUAAGAUACAACAACGAUUAUCACAACAUGGAAGGAACGAAUGAUUCAAGAACGAAUGGCGACUAUGGUGACACAAACCACCUCAGUGCGGGAAAUCUUAACGGACAGACAGACGUCACCAGUCCCAAUCCAAAGCGAAAGAACUCGGUUAGCGAUCGCUCACAUACGGGCGAGUCGUCCCCUAUGACGUACGGCAGCGAUGGCAGCCCAAGCAGUGGCAGCGGAAUCGGAGGAGACGGUCGACGGGAGAGUUCCGGGGAACAGGAUAUGCAGGCGCUGAAGAAGAGAAGGCAGGCGGAUGAGAAACCGAUGAGUGCGAAAGUCGCAGGGGUCGAAGUUAGAUUAGAGAUGAAAGCGUUAUGGGACGAGUUUCAUUCCUUGGGUACAGAAAUGAUAGUCACAAAGGCAGGCAGACGGAUGUUUCCAACCUUUCAAGUGAAGAUAUCUGGCAUGGAUCCUAUGGCUGAGUAUAUUCUUAUGAUGGACUUUGUUCCAGUUGAUGAUAAGAGGUACCGAUAUGCUUUCCACAGUUCAAGUUGGUUAGUAGCAGGUAAAGCUGAUCCCGAGAUGCCUGGAAGGAUCCAUGUUCAUCCAGAUUCGCCGGCUCGUGGUGCAAUGUGGAUGAAACAAAUCGUAUCAUUUGAUAAACUCAAACUCACCAAUAACCUUCUUGAUGAUAAUGGACACAUAAUCCUGAAUUCAAUGCAUCGAUAUCAACCUCGAUUCCACGUUGUCCAUGUAAGCGGUAGGAAAGACUUUGAGAAUGCUCCAGAAAGAGAUUUCAAGUGUUUCAUCUUCUCAGAGACCCAAUUCACCGCUGUUACUGCUUAUCAGAACCACAGAAUAACACAGUUGAAGAUUGCCAGUAAUCCAUUUGCUAAAGGCUUUAGAGAGUGUGAUCCCGAUGACUGUUAUACCCCGUGCCGAGAUCUGGGGGUAGCUACAUCCAACUACAAGAACAGCUGCCCCCGCAUCAUCGAGAUACUGCCACAUGGCAAUGGGCCACGAGCCCGUAACCACCACCGUCCAAGCUCGCUACAAAUUGUUGGUAUCACAAGGAGUCGUCCGGUACAAAGAUCCCAACAUCAAAACGACAUAACAGACCCUGAGAAACAGCAACAGGUCACACCGUCCGUGGGUAACGCCAACACUCCACCCAUUGCUUCCACCGACAAUGGCACUCCUGCUUUAGCCAACACAGGAGCUCUCAUCAACCCAAACGCAACUGGUUUUCCUGACCUAGCAGCGCCUCCGUGCUCGAUGACCAACGGCACGAUCACGGGUGACAGCACCUACUCCAGCUACCCUACCACAGACAGUCAGUACAACUAUGGUAGUUGUUAUUUUCGCCCCAACACAAGACCGACGCCGUAUACGCGAGAUAUGACUUCAUACAUGCGGGACUCUCGUUAUUGCGCGAACGGUUUGACGUCAUACAUGGGCCGAACGAAUGGUCAGUUCCCUUACGAUCCGUCCGCGAUGACCAUGAUGGGUGGUAUUGACCCAAGGAGAAAUUACACACAGCCAAUGAUGUAGCGACGCCAUCUUGGAUAUUGCCGCAUGUUGAACU
Molecule: messenger RNA, 2367 nt
Organism: Lytechinus variegatus (green sea urchin)
Lineage: Eukaryota; Metazoa; Echinodermata; Echinoidea; Temnopleuroida; Toxopneustidae
Product: T-box transcription factor TBX1-like
Exons: 9
Coding region: 600-2333 (577 amino acids)
Biological process (GO): cell fate specification; positive regulation of DNA-templated transcription; regulation of transcription by RNA polymerase II
Cellular component (GO): nucleus
Molecular function (GO): DNA-binding transcription factor activity, RNA polymerase II-specific; RNA polymerase II cis-regulatory region sequence-specific DNA binding
Source: RefSeq, a predicted model, not a curated record